AUGAACACUGGCCACGGCCGCAAUGCUUGCUCCGUUCGUGGGUACUUAUCGUCGUCAGAGCCGCAUCUGCAGCAGCUAGCCUCCGUUGCCGCUUCCGCAUCACCUCCUCGAUCUCGUGUCAUGGUUCUGCCCUUACCCGCACAGGGCCAUGUCAUGCCGCUGUUGGAGCUAUCCCACUGCCUCGUGGAGCAUGGCUUCGAGGUUGCCUUCGUGAAUACGGAUUACAACCAUGCCCGCAUCCUCGUGGCCUUGGCAAGAGGAGAGGCGGGAGCGACAGCCCCGCCUACAGGCGGGAUCAAGCUGGUCUCCUUCCCGGACAGCAUGGGUCCCGACGACGACUGCACAAACAUCAUCAAGCUGCUGGAAGGCUUGCCGGCGAUGAUGCUCGGCACCCUCGAGGAGACGAUCAGGUCCAGGAAGAUCAGGUGGAUGGUGGACGAAGUGUCCUUGAGCUUUGUUCGUGAUCUGGUCCCCACGGUUGGCGUGCGCGUCGCCCUAUUCUCCACUUUCUCGGCAGCCAUCUUCAUGCUGCGGGUGUACAUUCCCAAGAUGGUAGAGGAUGGCAUCAUCGGCGAAAUAGGGAAUGCGAGAGGGAAUGAGAAGAUCCAGCUGAGCCCGAAGAUGCCAGCCAUUGGCGCCGCCGAGCUUCCCAGGUUCAGCCUCGGUAGGGUCCCUGAGUCACGCAUCGCCAUGAUACAGAGCGUGAUCAAGACCAUCCCAACAUUGAGGCUCACCGAGACCAUUGUUUGCAACACGUUCCAGGAGAUCGAGUCCGGGGCGCUGGCCCUCCUGCCCAUACUAGCUCUUCCCAUCGGCCCGCUAGAGGCGCCCAGGUCCACACCUACCGGUGGCCAUUUCGGGGCCCAAGAGGAAACCUGCCUCCCAUGGCCCGACAUAGGCUCCUCCCCUCGUGUAGGUAGCAGAAGCAGCAGCACGCAGACGGUGCAGCCAAGUCCAGGAGGGUUUCCAGCCUGCCAAUUUACCAUGCCAUGCCUCGGCUUUCUAGAGGAUUCCGCCAUAGUUUGCGACCUACCAUCAACCUAA
This is a messenger RNA of Panicum virgatum (switchgrass), 1044 nucleotides long. RefSeq names its product UDP-glycosyltransferase 83A1-like. Bases 1 to 1044 code for a protein of 347 amino acids. The record is from RefSeq and is a predicted model, not a curated record. The transcript has 4 exons. NCBI's taxonomy places the organism in Eukaryota, Viridiplantae, Streptophyta, Magnoliopsida, Poales, Poaceae.